Plectropomus leopardus (leopard coralgrouper) is the source of this 2390-nucleotide messenger RNA. NCBI's taxonomy places the organism in Eukaryota, Metazoa, Chordata, Actinopteri, Perciformes, Serranidae. The record is from RefSeq and is a predicted model, not a curated record.
CUGCUGGGAUUCCUCCGCCACCGGUGUGGACAUGUCCGCCAUGUUGUCCACGGUACGGGGUCCCGAAGAGCCGGUCCCCGCGUCCCGUUAGACCCGCACCCUAGAAACCGGAGCGGCGGACACCGGGGAGCCGCCGGGGCGCUGGCGGGCGCGUGGGGAGCUGAGUGACGUCAGUAUCGGUGCGGGUUUGUGGCGGGAUUCCCAAACAAUGAGCAAACUCUCCUUCCGGGCGCGAGCGGUGGACGCCGCCAAACCGCUACCGGUGUACCGGAACACGGAUGUCCCGGACUUGGCGGACUGCGCGUGCAUCAGCCGCGGCGUCCCACCGCUGCCAACCGGCAUGGAGACCGAGGAGGAGCGGGAGCACCACCUGCAGAGGGCCAUGUCCGCUCAGCAGGUCUUCAGGGACAAGAAGGACAACAUGGUGAUCCCUGUCCCUGAGGCCGAAACUCACACAGCCUACUACGACCGUCUCUACAGAGGACAUGUCAAAGUCCCUAAACAGCUGAUCCACAUCCAGCCUCUGAGUCUGGACCUGGACCAGCCGGACUACGACCUGGACUCAGAGGACGAGUCGCUGCUCAACAGACUCAACAGGAAGACGGACAUCAAACCCCUGCGGUUCGAGAUCAUGAUAGACAGACUGGAGAAGGCCAGCACACACCAGCUGGUCUCUGUGUCGGAGGCGAAGCGACUGCUAGAUGAGGACGAUGUCCUGCUUAAGACAGUGUAUGAUUACUGGCUGAGGAAGAGGAGGACAUGUCUCAGUCCGUCCCUGACUCCUGGGGUCAAACAGGAGAGACGAGAUGGGUCCAAUAACAGCGAUGCCUACGUGGCCUUCAGACGGAGGACGGAGAAGAUGCAGACCAGGAAGAACCGAAAAAGUGACGAGGUGUCCUACGAGAAAAUGCUGCGACUGAGGAGAGACUUCAGCCGGAGCGUCUCCAUCGUGCAGAUGAUCAGGAGGAGAGAGGAGGCCAAGAGGGAGCUGCUGCUCCUCACGCUGGAGGAGGUGCAGAGGAGGUAUCAGUUGGAGGAUUUCGGUGGAGAAACUUUCAGAGAAGUUUGUCUCCCUGUGAUGGAGAAACAUGGUUACUGCAGCCUCUUCACUCUGAGUAACAACACCAAGGUAUACCUGUCUAAGAAGCAGCUCUUGGUCAGAGAUGAGCUUCCCUUCAACCUGCUCAGACCAAAGAAGAAGAACGUGAGAGGGGACAGACUGUGUCUUCUACAGAGAUGUCCCGGUCGACCCCCUGGUCCCUUCAUCGUCAACCGCGCAGACAUUAAACAGUACGACUUCCACAGCUCUGGAGAUGAGGACAGUCGCCCGUGUCCUCAGUAUCCUCCGUCUUCACCGGGUGAAGAAAAUAAUCCUGAUGGAGUUUUUGUCUUCAGGAGAACAGCUGGAUGUCAAUAUCUCUCUCCUUGUACGGAGCCGGCCCGUGGACCUGAUUCUCCAGACCACCGUCACUCUCUGACUGAACUCCUUCCUCAUUGGACGAGACUGAGCCGGCGCCGCAGGGGGCGGGGCGGCAGGAUCGUCCUGGACCGAGCCUCCUCCUGUCUUGAUCCACUGCUGAGGCAGCUGGACUCUCUAACCAGGACCAGUACCUGCCUCCUCAGUGACCCCCCAAGAACCACGGCCCACUCCCUGACUGAAGUUCUGAACAACAUCCAGAACCUGAGGAGGUUCUGCUUCAAGGCCAGACCGCUUCAAGACAAGAGGGAGGGCAGCAGCAGAACCACCGAGUCCUCCAUGGAGGACAGCACACAAACCUGUGGUCUGUCCUCGGACCACAUCUCAGGAGGACUCACUGAGGAGGAGUUCAACCAACACCGGAAGCAGCUGAAACUGCAAUUACACAACUACACACUCACACACACACAGUCCAGCAGGUCUGGUGAGUCCAGUCCGAAGAUUCUGGACUUGGUCAGUGCUCAGUUUGCAGCCUCAGCAGUGAUCAGUGCUCUGCCUCCUUCUUGUGGUCACAAACUGCACAACACACACGGAGUCCGCCACCCCUCAGGUCCCUCCAGUCCUCCUUACUCCUCCACUCUCAGCAAGGCUGGGCUGUCAGCUCGGGGGACACUCUCCUCCUCCCACCCUCGGUCCCUCCCCCUCCAGAGGAGUCAGGUGGGAGCCGUUGGCCCUGCCCACCCCCACACUGCUCGAAGCUCCGCCCCCACAACAUCUGCCUUAAAGCUGGCUGCCGCCAGGUAAACAUCAACACACACACCUGUCCAGAGCUUCUUUGGACCCUGAGAGACUGAACGAGAGAACACGCCGCCCACCGAGGUCACAUGACACUCUUCUUCAUCACCUCCUGCUCCUCCUCCUCCGUAGUGUCUGACCUGUGAAUGUGACACACCGUGACCUCCAGAGGGAAAAA